Oryzias latipes (Japanese medaka) is the source of this 2437-nucleotide messenger RNA. It is a transcript of the gene emx1, whose product is annotated as empty spiracles homeobox 1. Gene Ontology annotation, cellular component: nucleus. Gene Ontology annotation, biological process: regulation of transcription by RNA polymerase II; central nervous system development; neuron differentiation. The record is from RefSeq and is a predicted model, not a curated record. Gene Ontology annotation, molecular function: RNA polymerase II cis-regulatory region sequence-specific DNA binding; DNA-binding transcription factor activity, RNA polymerase II-specific. Lineage: Eukaryota; Metazoa; Chordata; Actinopteri; Beloniformes; Adrianichthyidae.
GAGCGUGCAUGCAUCGCUGCCCCCCCACCCUCACCAACUCACCCCUCCCGCAGACCCCCCCCCCAACUCCUGUGAUAAUGAAGCGGCUCUGAGCGGCUGAGCUCUUCUGCUGCCUCUGACUCCCGGAGAAGAUGUUUUCCUCUGCGGGGAAGCGCUGCUUCACCAUCGAGUCUCUGGUCGCUAAAGAGAGUCCUCUGACCGCCGAGGAGCCCCUCCGGCCCGCGGCCCUGACCUACCCCGGGCCGGCCCCGGACGGCCUCAUCAACACCUACCACCAGGCUCCGCCGGCGCGCGCGCUCUACCAGAGCCCGGAUCUGGUGUUCCCGGAGGCGAUCAACCACCCGUCCCUGACGGUGGCCCCGCACCAGCUCGGAGGCCCCCAUAUGCAGCAUCCGCACUUUUUUGGGACCCAGCACCGAGACCCGCUCAACUUCUACCCCUGGGUCCUGCGGAACCGCUUAUUUGGACACAGGUUUCAAGGGAGUGAGCUGUCCCAGGAUGGCCUGCUGCUGCACGGACCCUUUGCCAGGAAACCCAAGCGGAUCCGGACGGCCUUCUCGCCGUCACAGCUGCUGCGUUUGGAGCGAGCCUUCGAGAAGAAUCACUACGUGGUCGGAGCCGAGAGGAAGCAGCUGGCGGGAAGCCUGAGUUUGUCCGAGACGCAGGUGAAGGUGUGGUUCCAGAACAGGAGGACCAAGUACAAGCGACAGAAGCUGGAAGAGGAGGGCCCAGAGAACCAACAGAGGAAGAAGGGAAGCCACCACAUCAACAGAUGGCGAAUCGCCACCAAGCAGGCUGGCUCUGAAGAGAUCGACGUGACCUCAGAGGACUGAAGCUCGCUGACCCCUGAGGACUUACUAUUUAUUCUGUAAAGUUAUUAUAGAUCGGUUAGACGAAGACUCACGGCGUGUGAGGACGUCUUCAUCAUCUGCUGAGUCCCACCGAAGACAAGCUCCUGUCCUGCCACGAUGAGACCUGGACCUUUGGUCUCACAGCCACAGGUACAGAAACAUAGAAGACCUCUUCUGAAGGAGGAACACGGACCUCCUCUGUGGGAGGAGCACUGACAUCUUUUGUAGGAGGAACAUGGACCUUCGCUGAUAGAAGAACAUGGACCUCCUCUGAAAGAGGAGCAUGGACGUCCUCUGAAGGAGGAGCACAGACGCAUGGACCUCCUUACAUGGAGGAACAUGGACCUCCUACAAAGGAGGUGUAUGGACUUUCCUCGAAAGGAGGAACAUGCCGCUCCGUCAUACUGUUGCUUUGAUGAAUUGUUUACUGUAAUGAAGGUAGUUUUUUUUUUUCAAACUCCCAUCCUGUAAGGUUUCUCCACAGUGAAGAGGAGGCGUGGCCUCACAGCCGCUCUGUUGAGCGGGCAAAGGCUCCUUCCAGCCUUUUGUUGCAUCUCGCGUUGAACGUCCUUCAGGGAGGAGGGGGGGACCUGAGAGCAGCCGUGCAUGACUCGGGGGGACAGACGAGAAGCUGCAGGCGCUGGGGUGUGGAGGGCAAGUCGAGUCACAUUUGGGUGGGGGCGUUUGUGGGGAGGUGGAGCGGCCGCUGCAGAAAUAAAAGCCAGAUGAUUUCAAACUGUGUUAUUGUGGCCUUCCUGUAGGUUUUUCCACUCGGAUGAAACUGAAGCUGCAGAUUGGUGUGAAACGCGCAGCUCCAGUGUUUGAUUGGAUUCAACACAAAGUGAAACACAUGAAGCACAGGUGGAGGGGGGGGGGGGGCAUACAAUGUGAGUUUCCAAAAAUGCUCAACAAUCUGCGAUAAAUCCAGCAGCGGCAGAAGAACGACCAGAAGAGGCGGAGCAGCUGAAGGGCGUGGAGGCAGAGGACAUGAGGGAGUCAAAUCCAGCAGUUCCUGCUUUUUACAAAGGUGCACAAUGGAUCAGACAUGCGGGGGGGCAGAGAGGUCACCUCCAGACUUGUUUUGAGUUCUUGGGAUAUCCUAUACUCCCUGCAGGUGCAGAGAGGACAUCAGGAGUCAGUCUGAGCAGCACCUCAAAUGGGUUUUGUACCCCACAGUCACAGCUCUUUAGAAAAAGAGAAGGUGGGCUACACCCUGGACAGGUCAACAGUCUGCAGCAGCUUAUAAACAUGUCAAAAUAACAAAAAUAAAAUGUCUGAAGUAAUAUUACAGAUUUGUGAUCAUUACAAUUUUUCUGAGAAAUUAAUUCAUUAAACAAAAGUGGUCAUGAAGUACAGAAUCCUCUCUGAUGAUGCAUUUUCACUUUAAAACAGGAGAAUACAUUUACCUUUAAAUUGUAUUUUCAUUAAAUUACAGCAGACAAGUGGGAGGUAAUAUUUAAAGGUUGAUUGGACCAAACUUUUGUUUCUGUUCCCAUCCUAGGAGACAAACCCCCUUCAUCCCUUCUUUCUUUUUUUGAAGACCCACGCCAAUAAAAAUGUGUGUUUUUGGUGUUUUUAACGACAUU